This is a messenger RNA of Mizuhopecten yessoensis (Yesso scallop), 2848 nucleotides long. RefSeq lists its product as uncharacterized. Gene Ontology annotation, biological process: G protein-coupled receptor signaling pathway; cell surface receptor signaling pathway. Bases 78 to 2309 code for a protein of 743 amino acids. Gene Ontology annotation, cellular component: membrane. The transcript has a single exon. The record is from RefSeq and is a predicted model, not a curated record. NCBI's taxonomy places the organism in Eukaryota, Metazoa, Mollusca, Bivalvia, Pectinida, Pectinidae. Gene Ontology annotation, molecular function: G protein-coupled receptor activity.
CCCACUUAUAAACAUCCAACGACUGCCUCCGCUUCACACUUAAUCUAGGAUAUCACAACACUGCAGCUCGGAAAGUCAUGGAAUCUUUGAAAAACAACAUUUUGUCAUUGUUACCGUUGUUAGCGGUGGUUACAGUGACGCUGCCGUGUUUUCGAUGCCAGUAUACAGUUGAUAAUUUUAAACUGGAGUGGAAUUUAGGGAGUCAGAAAUGUCAGAGUAGCUGGACCUGUGCCGAUAACGUGAGUAGUGUGAUAGACCUGUGCCAGUGUGAUGACAGGUGUAGAAUCUAUGACGAUUGCUGCUUAGGUGCUGACCACGGUAGUGAUGUCCAACACAACGUCCAUUUAACAUGUAAAUAUAUACCGGAAGUUAAAGAAAAGGCCUACGUACAUAUCAUAGAAACCUGCCCAAAUAGUUAUAACAACGACCAGUGGGAGACGUUAUGUGAAAAUGUCACGUCUGGUGACGACAUCACAAUUCGGACACCUGUCUCUGGUGUAAAAUCCGGCUUCCUGUACAGAAACAUGUACUGUGCUAUGUGUCACCGGGAAGAUUACGUGACAUGGAGACCGGGAAUUGAUUGUACAUGGAAGAUUGACUAUUAUGGAAGAAACUAUUCUUUAGUUGCUCUUCUAAACGACUCCAACUGUAGAACAAUUUUCGAGCCACCGCCAUCUUUGGUAAAUUUGGAACUAAGAGAAUGUCUCCCUGUGGUUGAUUCGUGUGAGGAGAAGUUUAAUGACGGAGAGAAAUGCCAGACAGGAGACAGAGCCCUCGUGUUUGGAAAGGCAAUAUUUAAAAACAUUCACUGUGCCUUAUGUAAUAGUGAAGUAUUGGCGAACCUAUCUUGUGAUCCUAACAGUGUCCAAAUCUUCCCGAAAAACCCAAACAAACGAAAGCCCAUUAAUUACAGCUAUCGGCUUCUGGUGGACCUCCAGGCCCUGACUAGCGUGGGUGUAGCCUCAGCGAGGAGGGCUGCGGAGAGGAAAGAGGAGCGGGACUUAUCUAAUUUCUGUACAGACUCCUGGGUAUACGAUCCUUUGGCUGAAACCUGUCGGCAGAUAUUUUGUGCUGUACCAUUUGUUUAUAAAGAUAAAAAGUGUGCGCUAGGUUCGGUGGCAGACACCAACCUCUGGAAAACAGAGAAUGACGAACAACACCUGCCGUGUCCGUAUGUACGUCUCAACCAAAGCGAAUAUCAAAUCAUUAACACUGAUCAAGUAUUUAUUUUAUCUUCUGGGUUUAUUUACAGUAAAAACGAUUCUUACAUAGGUGAUGGAUUCGCCUUGGUAUGUGUCCAAGAACCACUGAAUAAAACACGUUUUUUGGAACCCGAUAAAGUAACGUUAGUGUUUAGCAGUGUGGAGAGCGUUCUCUCUGUAGUGUGCGAGUGUUUAUCAAUCACGGCCCUGUGUCUCGGACUGAUGAUAUACGUCUGCUUUCCCAAAUUACAAAAUAUUCCCGGUAAGAACUUGAUUUGUUUGAUGGCCAGUCUGCUUACGGCACAGGUGCUCUUCAUCCUAGCGCCGCUCGCCAUUGGCGUUACUCCUCUGUGUACCAUUGUUGCUAUAGUGAUGCACUACGCGUAUCUGGCCGCGUUUUUCUGGAUGAAUGUAAUGGCAGUAGACAUAUUUCUUACAUUUUCAAGAGGUCUCGCACAAUCAAGAAGUGACAAGGGAACUGAUUUUCAACAUUUUUUCUCCUAUUCAUUGUACAGCUGGCUAACUCCUGCUGUUAUCGUCUCUAUUGCUGUUGUUUUCGAUUUUACAACAUUGGAAUUGGACUCCAAACCUAAAUAUGGAGCUGUCGUCUGCUGGAUUUCCAACAGUUAUGCAUUAUUGUACUUCUUCUUAGUUCCUUUAUUUGCUCUCGUUUUCACCAAUAUGAUCCUGUUUAUUUUUACCGCUAGAGCUAUCUACGUAUCAGACAAAAGUACGUCACGCAUCCUUCAAAAAAAGCAAACUUGUAAAUUACUGAUAUAUAUGAAGCUCUCGAGCGUCAUGGGGUUUACUUGGGGUUUCGCAUGUGUCGCUACUUUUGCAAAUUUGCCCCCAUUUUGGUAUUUAUUUGUCAUUUUCAACGCUUUGCAGGGCGUUCUCAUUUUUCUGUCUUUCGUGUGUUCUAAAAAGGUUCUAGGACUUCUUAAAGCAGCGAGGUCUGGCAGCUGUGUCCAGGUAUGUUACACGAGAUAUGGUGUAAGUACACAACGUUCGAGUGACACGUCUACUUCUUCAAGGUCAAACAGAACCCUACUGUCCGUCAUCUCGUAUAAAUCAAGUAAAUGUGAAGAGAGCGAGUCGACCUGUUGAAAUAGCGCUAUAGUAAUCUGUGUGUCGCCGUUUUAUAACUACGCCUGGCGCAUGUUACGCUGCAAGUUAAUUAUGUCACCAAAUAGUGACAGCAUCAGUGAGGUGACGUACAAAUUUGAUUUGUGUUGAAGAUUUAAAAUGUUAUCAAGUGAGGUCGUACAUCAAUGAGGUGACGUACGAAUUUGUGUUGAAGAUUUAAAAUGUUAUCAAGUGAGGUCUUACAUCAAUGAGGUGACGUACGAAUUUGUGUAGAAGAUAUAUAAUGUUAUCAAGUGAGGUCUUACAUCAAUGAGGUGACGUACAAAUUUGUGUUGAAGAUCUAUAAUGUUAUCAAGUGACGUCUAACAUCAAUGAGGUGACGUACGAAUUUGUGUAGAAGAUAUAUAUUGUUAUCAAGUGACGACUAACAUCAAUGAGGUGACGUACAACUUUGUGUUGAAUAUUUAUACAGGGAUUGAACGGCUAAUCGGUUACAUCCAUAUUGCAUAAAGCCCGCUAGGGCUUCAUGUUUAAUAUGAAUGUAACCGAUUUGCGUUCAU